ACUAUCAAUUCAGAUUCACAUUUGGCACGGGACAGAACAUCAACUAUCGGAGGUCUCAAGAGAAGCGACCCAGAGGCACCCAAAUCGACCCACACAUCACGACCAAAAGCGACCAAGAAUCAUCUGUGUUUCAAAACCGACCACACUGAGAUUAUGGCGAGGACAAAGCAAACUAAGAGGGUAUCGUCUGAAGAGUUGGCCGAUCGUCGUGCCUAUCUCCACGCUUCUCAUAGGCGAGGUGAUCAUGAUACAGAUGUGUCGACUUCUCAGAAGGGGGCUAGGAAGGGGGCUCCGAAGGCGACCACUGAGGUUCCUGCCCCUGCCACUGAGGUUCCUGCCCCUGCUACUGAGGUUCCUGCUACUCAGGUUCCUGCUACUCAGGUUCCUGCUACUGAGGUUCCUGCUCUCUCGACGCCUGAGGUUACUGCUACUGAGGUUUCUCCUCAGUCGACGCCUGAGGUUACUGCCAACGAUACUGUUGAGCCUUCCACCUCUUCACUUGAUAUUGAUGCAGUUGAGGAGCCGGAGUCGGAGUCGGGGUCUGAGUCUGAGAUUGAGGGUGAGGAUGUAGAGGUAGAGGAUCCGAAUAUGCCGCCGCUCCAGAGAGAUCCACCGUUUCCUGGUGGGCCGGUUGAGUUGUCACUUCUGCAGCAUUACCCGGAUCACAUAGCGCCGUGGACGUGGCAUACCCUACUAGGCACCACUGACCCCCGUUAUUCUAAGCGAGGUGAUUUGAGGCUUGCCACUGCUGGUACGAAGCUCGGGCUGAUGACGUGUGAGGGGGACAAUUACAGGGAGGUCCGCUUGAUUGUGGAGAGGAGCGGACUGUAUCCACUGGUCAGGUGCAGCUAUGUAGAGACGGAUCCAGGGCUUAUAUCGGCCCUUGUGGAGAGGUGGCACGAGGAGACUAGUAGUUUCCACAUGCCAUUUGGGGAGAUGACUGUCACCCUUGACGACGUCUCCGCUCUUCUUCACAUCCCGGUUGGUGGGAGAUUCUACACUCCAGGAGUGGCCUCGAGAUAUGAUGUGGCAGAGACCUGCGCUUUGCUGUUAGGGGGGAUGCAGAUUUGUACAUGGCUGAGUUUGAUGUGAAGAGGGGUCCGACUAUGAGGUUCAGCUUCUUGCGAGACCUUUACCCGACAACUGUUGCAGGUUUGUUUCAUUCAUUAUCUGAACUUUUUCCAACUAUUAUUUAUAUUUACUUAAUCAUAAUUCGUAUUACAUUGUAAUGUAGAGGGGCGGUACGAGCAUGCAGCCAGGAUGUACCUGAUGCAUCUUGUUGGCGCGACAUUGUUCGCCGACAAGAGUGGGGGGCACUCAUUCUCCGCCCGUUGGAUCGGCAUGCUACAGGAUCUUGAGCGGGUGUCGGAGUUCGCGUGGGGCGCCAUGGCCCUUGCCACGUUGUACAACCAGCUUGGACAGUCUUCUCGCAGCGGGGUCAAACAGAUGGGCGGUUACACUUCCCUGUUGAUGGCCUGGGUCUUUGAGCACUUUCCAGACAGGCUCGUUCGCCGGUAUGCGAACCCGGCUUACACAGAGGACCAGCCCAGAGCUCGUAGGUGGACAGAGUCACGGUCGGGGCAUGCUAGGCUUGACGAGAGGCGAGUACUACUUGAUGAGUUGACGGCCGACGACGUCACUUGGACUCUAUAUGAGGUCCACAGGGAAUGGCGACAGCGGGAUGAGAGGGCUUUGUUUUCAGGCUACAUUCGGUGUCCCUAUCCCCCUGCUGUGCGACCUCAUCUUCCGGAGCGGGUCAUGCGACAGUUUGGGUUAUACAGACGAUCCCGCGCCACCCUAGUGAGAUGGAUAGAUCUCCCGCAGCUGAGGCUGUUGAUGCGGCAUUCGCAGAUUAUGUGCAGUACUUGUUCCCUGAGGGCGACCCUGCUAUAGAGGAGGGACAGGCUGUGGGCGGUUACAUGGAUUGGUACGCUAGAGUGUCUCAUUGUUUCAUCAUACCGGAUGAGAGGAGGAUUGAUCUCAGUGCCGUGGCUGCUUUGCGUAGGGCUUUAGAAGUCCUUGAGUUGUCACUUGAGGUGGAUGAUGCUUUGCUGCCAGGCACACAGGCCCGCGCUUUAACGGAGAGAGCACUUCGCAUCCUCCAGGACUUGGCUGGGACACAGGGCAUUGCUUACGCUGCUGGGAGAGGAGGUCUGGGAGCAGGUGGCCGAGCAGGUGGCCGAGCAGGUGGCCGAGCCGGUGGCCGAGAGGGCGGCAGGGCAGCAGGUGGCC
Molecule: messenger RNA, 2232 nt
Organism: Lotus japonicus
Lineage: Eukaryota; Viridiplantae; Streptophyta; Magnoliopsida; Fabales; Fabaceae
Exons: 3
Coding region: 154-1092 (312 amino acids)
Biological process (GO): meristem maintenance; meristem development
Source: RefSeq, a predicted model, not a curated record